GUGUCAUAGCUUUAUGAGUGUUGCAUACAGGCCGGUUCAGAUAAGAGUCAUUACAGCUCUGCCAAAAGAAGAAGAAGAGUAGAGUCACUACAGCUCUGCCAAAAGAAGAAGAAAAGUAAGAGUUAACAAAAUUGUUGUAAAGAUGGCUGGUUAUGGACCUGGUGGUGGAGGAAGAGGAGGAGGACCUGGCUUUGGAGGUGGUGGCGGUGGAGGACCUGGGCAAGGAGGAUUUGGUGGUGGUGGAGGAGGGCCUGGUUUUGGAGGAGGUGGUGGUGGACCUGGUGGUGGUGGAGGAUUUGGUGACGCUGCUGGUGGUGGAGGAUUUGGUGGUGCUGGUGGUGGGGGUGGAGGUGGUCCUGGUUUUGGUGGGGGUGGUCCUGGUGGUGGAGGUGGCUGGGGUUCACAUGGUGGUGGUGGGGGUGGCCCUGGUGGGGGAGGUGGUUGGGGUUCACAUGGUGGUGGUGGAGGUUUUGGACAACAAGGUGGUGGUGGGGGUGGCCCUGGCGGUGGAGGUGGCUGGGGUUCACAUGGUGGUGGUGGAGGUUUUGGUCAACAAGGUGGUGGUGGAGGUGGCCCUGGAUUUGGUGGUGGUGGAGGAGGAGGUUUUGGUCAACAAGGUGGUGGAGGUGGUUUUGGUGGACAUGGUGGUGGCGGAGGUGGUUUUGGAGGACAAGGUGGUGGUGGAGGUGGUCAAGGAGGAGGUGGUUUUGGAGGGCAUGGUGGAGGCCAAGGAGGAGGUCAAGGAGGAGGCCAAGGAGGAGGAGGUUUUGGUGGGCAUGGUGGUGGAGGUGGUUUUGGUGGACAUGGUGGUGGCGGUGGUGGUCGAGGAGGAGGAGGAGGUGGUGGUGGCCGAGGAGGUGGUGGCGGUGGUGGAGGACGACGCUAAAUGUUAAAUUUUCUUAGCGAGAUGGUAAUUUAAUGGAAAAUAUUUUUAUGUCUAUAUUAUGUGAUUUUUUUACUUAGGUAGGAGAUUUAUAGUAUAGAUUAAGGGCUUACUUGUAUAUAUUAAAGAAUUUUAGCAAGGCUGAUUUGCGAACCAAAUAAAUAUGUACGUUUCAUAUUAA
Messenger RNA from Cryptomeria japonica (Japanese cedar), 1064 nucleotides. RefSeq names its product glycine-rich cell wall structural protein-like. The transcript is spliced from 2 exons. NCBI's taxonomy places the organism in Eukaryota, Viridiplantae, Streptophyta, Pinopsida, Cupressales, Cupressaceae. The coding region runs from base 143 to 886 and encodes 247 amino acids. The record is from RefSeq and is a predicted model, not a curated record.